This is a messenger RNA of Zingiber officinale, 704 nucleotides long. RefSeq names its product GSH-induced LITAF domain protein-like. The transcript is spliced from 3 exons. The coding region runs from base 42 to 521 and encodes 159 amino acids. Gene Ontology annotation, molecular function: zinc ion binding. The record is from RefSeq and is a predicted model, not a curated record. Lineage: Eukaryota; Viridiplantae; Streptophyta; Magnoliopsida; Zingiberales; Zingiberaceae.
AAAUCGCGAUCCAUCGCCAGAGAAAGGGAAGAGGAGAGGCGAUGGCGACGAAAGGAAAGGAAGAAGAUCCGGCGCUGGGCGUGCCCUACGGCUACGCUUAUGGCCCUCCGCCGUCGCAGCCUCCGCCACCGCCACCACCUCCGCCGCAGGUGUAUUACGUGGGUCAGAACCCUUACCAGGCGGGGAUGAUCCCGCCCAAUGCGGUAUACGGCGACCCGAAAGGGAUUCCCUUACAGCAGACGAUGUUCCGAGACACGCCUGCACCCUUCCAGUGUGUUUAUUGCGGGUCCUCCGGCCUCACUACCAUCAGAUCAAAACCGAGCCUGGCAGCUGCUGUUGGUUGCAUGAUGCCAUUUAUGCUGGGAGUUUGCUUCCUUUGCCCAUCCAUGGACUGCUUGUGGCACAAGUACCAUUACUGCCCUAGCUGUGGACAAAAGGUCGCUGACUUUGAGAAAUCAGACCCGUGUUUGGUUAUGGAUCCACCAAGUUGGCGGGAGCCGAGUUUUGCUGUCCCCGCAUAGUGACUCGCGGCAUGAUCCUCCAUCGUUGCUGUUCUAGUUAAUUCCGCCAUGUGCUUUACUUGUAACUAAAUGUUUUGCAUAAACUAUCCAAGUGAUUUGUAAUUGAAAUGUGCACUUCUAUUGCUAUCUUUAAAAUGGGUGGUAGAAAGAGAUAGAUAUCAGAAUAAACUGCAAUAUUUGGCA